This is a messenger RNA of Amorphotheca resinae ATCC 22711, 1674 nucleotides long. RefSeq lists its product as hypothetical. The coding region runs from base 1 to 1674 and encodes 557 amino acids. Lineage: Eukaryota; Fungi; Ascomycota; Leotiomycetes; Helotiales; Amorphothecaceae. The transcript is spliced from 2 exons. The record is from RefSeq and is a predicted model, not a curated record.
AUGGUUGUAAAUGUACGAAAAAGGAAGUUCGUCCCGAGCAGCGAAUCGUCGGAGGAUUAUGAUUCGUUUACUGGUGCAUCUAGUAUUGAAUACUUCGUGGCUAGAAAGGACCCGUUUCGUCAAGCCCCUAGCAACGAGAUCCCGGUACCUUACCCAUUUGACAACCACCCAGCCUCCCAGGAGGUCCAUGAUAUUGUUAAGAGUAAACGACGCAGUUACGAGAAGGUGCUCGAGGAAUUCAGCAUUACAUUACGCCAAGUCAGUGUUCAAACUUUGAACCGUCGAGGCUUCCCUUCCAAAAAGAAGAAUAUGCUCAUCAUAUUGACGCGUGAUGAGAACACUGAGUGUUGGGAACAAGCAGCGACCGUGAUCCAAGGCGUGAUAGAGAACGCUGCAGGCCCUGCUGGUCUCAAGAUUGGGGUCGAGAUAAGAAACCAGGAGAAGAUGUACUUCGAUGCAUCAUCAAUCAUCCGACCCGACACGGACAUCCACAGAGCUCUUAUGCAAGUCCAACCAAUCGUCUCGGCACAAGUUGAAAAAAGCUGCCCAGGAUAUUGGAAGACAAUCGAAUAUCACAUGCGUGGACCAAGACUCCGGGCAUCUGAUCGAAAGCCGACGGUGAUAAUCACAGUUAAGCCAGGCACAAGGCAUCUUUGGCAAACGGUAGAAAGCCAGAUUGAGGAAGCUAUCAAAUCUGUGAAUUUAGAUCUUGAGAUCAACCUCGAAAUCAUGCCAGGCCUCUUCCGACCCUCGGCUGUUCUGUCGGAAGACGAAGGUCCAAUAGUCUACCGAGAUCUGCCAGAAACUGCCGUUAACGGCUCGUCGAUUGGGCCACGGGGUGAUGAACUCACUGCUGGAAGUCUCGGGGUUUGGUUGUAUUUCCAGCCAUUUGGUGAAACCGAGAAGAAGAAAUGUUUUUUAACAUGCCAUCAUCUUAUUACUUCUGGUGACCCCGCAAACAGGAGCAGUAACGAUGUUCACGGGAUUGGUCUUGACGGCAGGAAAGUUGAACAUCGUAUCAAGGUCGACUACCCCGCAGCGUAUGACACAGCCAAAACGAGAAGUAUAUUGUUGUCAGAGAUCGCGAACGGUGACGAAGAUAAUGGAGUGAGCAGGAAGACCAUCCAAACAAUUAAUCGAUAUGCGUCUGCUGGAGGCAUCGGCGGCGUCGAAUACUCAUCAGGCUUCCGGAAGAAUAACAAAGACACCCGCAUGGAUUGGGCUUUAGUCGUCCUUAAUUCGCCUGAUUCAUUCUCUCAGAACAAGCCUCCCGCAGCAACAUUUAGUCCUGCGGAGCUAUUUAAUGGAAGACUCCGGUAUAAAGUAGAGCCAGACGAAGUUGUCUCGAAAUAUGCUCCACUUGUUAAGGGAGCCUGGGUAGCCAAGACUGGUCGAACUACAACGAUUACAGCUGGCGAAGUGAGUUCUAUAAAGACCGAAGUGUGGUGGGAGAAUGGAAUGAAAUCUAUGGAGUCUGUGCUUUUAACGGCAAUUGGGGGUCACCAGUUUGCGAAGGGGGGAGACUCGGGUGCCAUGGUGAUUAAUCUAAAGAAAGAAUGGGUUGGCAUAGUCAUCGGCAGUGACGCGUACCUCGAGACCGGCUAUGUUACGCCAGUCCAAGACCUUAUGGAUGAUAUCAAAGAGAAGACAGGGGGUAUUAUUUCUCUAGCGUAG